This is a messenger RNA of Lottia gigantea (owl limpet), 345 nucleotides long. RefSeq lists its product as hypothetical. NCBI's taxonomy places the organism in Eukaryota, Metazoa, Mollusca, Gastropoda, Lottiidae. Bases 1 to 345 code for a protein of 114 amino acids. The transcript is spliced from 3 exons. The record is from RefSeq and is a predicted model, not a curated record.
AUGGAUAAUUUACGAAGUUCUAUCCAGAAGGCUGCGUCUGCCUCACAGGCUGCUAUGUUGAUUAAAGAAGAGACCAUUUUAGUAGUUGACUGGAAGAAUUAUGUGCGAUCUGAGAGGAAGUAUUAUCGUUAUGAGACCUUAAUUCACUUCACUUUACAUGAACAAUUAGAAAAUCACAGGAAGUAUGUUGAAUCUUUGCCACCAAACCAGUCUAUACGUGUUAGAGAAUCCUUCAGUAGUAUACCAGUAACAAGAAAGGUAGAAGAUGAAAAAGUACUUCACAACAUACCAUAUGAGGGUAAUGACAAUCUGGAUGAAGACUGUUCUUUUAUUGAAGAUUUGUGA